Molecule: messenger RNA, 1497 nt
Organism: Teleopsis dalmanni
Lineage: Eukaryota; Metazoa; Arthropoda; Insecta; Diptera; Diopsidae
Exons: 4
Coding region: 98-1435 (445 amino acids)
Source: RefSeq, a predicted model, not a curated record
ACGGCGGCAGUUCGAAUUUGCGUACGGAAAGUUUUGUUCAACUGUGAAGUUUUUAAAGUUUUUUGUUCGUAAUUUAAAAUUUAUACAUUUGGCCAAAAUGUAUAAGUUCAAGAAGAAUUUUAAGAAUGUCAUGAAGAAAAGGAUGAGAGGUACUUAUUACAAUUACGCUUGUGGGUUUCCGGAAAACAAUACUGCUGUGGUUUUCUGUAAUACCGAAAACGAUUUGUGGAAGAACGAUGGGGGCAUACUUUUUGAAUAUGAAAUCGAGAAUGUUGUAAUUGAGGACUCCAUUAUAAACUUCAGGGAUUUUCAUAAGGAUUUGGCUGAAAAGUUGCAACUUAAUUCCAUCAAUACUGACUAUGAUUGUGUGCCCGACUUUAAUAUUAAAAACAUAAAUUAUAUAGUUGAUAUGAAACUGUUACAUGCAUCUGGACCGCUUAAACAUUUUAUGCCAACUAAGUACCAAUGUUUUUAUCGCGAUAUUGUUGGUUAUGAGAAAAAAACUAAAAUUGUGUUCUGCAUGACUGAUACUGGCACAACUAUACAAUACGUAAGAAAUAAUGAAAAUAUGUUCGAUGUGAGUGAGGAGAGCGGAAAUAAAGAAAAAAAUAUCCGAGAUUACUUAUAUAUCUGUAACGAUCUUAUUGAAAACUAUAAGAAGGCUUAUGAAGCUUCGCUUAUAUAUGAUCAAUUUCGCAAUUUACACCAAUUGUAUGAUACUGAGAGUGAGGAGUCAGAACAAUCUGAACACUGCGAUCUAUUGGAGGAUUCAUACCUACCUCACCUCUCUGACCAGUCUGACCUCUACUCUGGUCUCUCCGACCGCUUUUCUGACUACUCUGGCCUCUCCGACCACUCUACUGACUACUCUGGCGAUUCUGACUUUGGCAACUCAUUUGUGGAAUAUUCCACUGAUAGCGAAGAGUUACAAAUUUCUGAAAUGCCGGCUUUUGUGUUCAAGAAUAAGAUAUACGAAAUUACUGACGUUCAAGUCGAAAACAAUUGCUUCCAGUCGUUGGUGUUGAACGAUAAAAUCUGCGAAGAUUUGUAUACUAUAAAAGUUUUUAAAAGACAAGACGAUAUGGAAUUAUAUGAAAACUUGUAUUGUCAUCUGUCUGUUAACAAAAUUAAGAAAUUUAUGCUUAAUGUUUCUCCUUCCAUCGGAGCUAGAGCACGACCUGGUAUUGCAGACCCAGCAAAUCAAAUCGUUUGCAAUAAAGUGGGCAUCACUUUAAUGGGUGGUUUUGGAGAAGAGACUGACGCAGUAGUAAAUUAUGAAUGUAUUAUUUUGAAAAACAACUACUCUAUACCCAGGAAGACUCUCGUUCUUGUGAUCACAAAGUUUGGCACUGGUAUGACAGCGAAAGACUUUUAUCAUGUGUCAGGAGAUCCAAAUGGAUUUAUGGUGAAAAAAAUUAAAAUUAAAGAUGAUUAAAUAUUCAAUAUGAUUUUACUUCUCAAGGACAAGGACAAGAUUGAAAAAUCUUAUGCCAUUGU